This is a messenger RNA of Prorocentrum cordatum, 330 nucleotides long. The record is from the annotation of a GenBank genome assembly. NCBI's taxonomy places the organism in Eukaryota, Dinophyceae, Prorocentrales, Prorocentraceae.
AUGAUCGUGUCCGGCGGUGUCAACAUUUACCCGAUCGAGACCGAAGAGCUGAUGCACGGCAACCGCAUGAUUGAGGAUGUUGCCGUGUUCGGGGUGCCCGACAGCGAGUGCGGUGAACGAGCCCACGCGUGCGUCAAGUUGGUAUAUGGGGCUUCCGAGACGGCCAAGUCCAUCCUGGAUUGGUGCGACGGCAAGAUUGCCAAGUAUAAGCUGCCCAGGGAGGCCGACGUGAGCUUCCGCGCCGACGAUUUCCCGCGCUCCGACGCCGGUAAGCUCCGGAAGAAGGAGCUCAAGCAAAUGAUCGUCAACAGACCCAAGAGCAAACUCUGA